AUCUUUUUUGGGUACCAAGUACAAGUACUGCACAAGGUACCUUCGUACACAUCCCCUUUGCGAUUUCGCAUUCGAAGUCGAAGGGUAAAGUUGGCACCCCCAAUUACAACAACCACCCCCAAAUAACCACCAAAAAACGUUUAAACGUCCCACGCGACCUAAGAUCAUCGACUGGUCCCUUAAAAAUUCCAGUUCUUACGGCCGCCAAUCGGACAGGUCACACACCUACAUAUUCCGCCUUGACUUCUUGCUCUCCUAUGAUUUUCUAUCAAAAUCCCUUAUCUAGUCGACACCGCCCACCCAUUUUCAAAAGAUUGAAGCAUCGGAACCUUUUCUACGUGUAGCCUCUCCUCACCCAUGUUUCUGCCCCCUCACCUGUUUGUGGUCGGAUUGUUCUGACCACCGCUCAACACUCUUUAUAAAAGGAAACAACUCCAUUCUAGUACACAAGAGCUUGUCCCAAGCGUCGUGUGUUAGGUAUUUAAGCUGGGAUCUUCCUUAGCAGAACACCUUUUGUCAUACAUUGUGAAUAUCCACUAUCGACCUCAGCAACCGAACCCUCUCUCCUUUCCAAAAUGGCCUUUCAUCAGCCUACACGUCAGGCCGCUCAACGAGUUUUUCGUCCUUUACCUGAAGACGAAGAGUCGCCACAGCUUGCUUCCACCUCACAAACCGUGCAAGAUUCCCAGACCUGGGUUCUUUUCUCACCCCCUACCGAUGCCGGCACCUCGACGUCCUACUUAACUUCAACCCAUAAGACUACGAGUACACCGGGUCGUUCGCGACUGAGUGAAAUUGGAAGCCUUGGCACAGUUGCGCCAUCUGGUCCUAGUGCCGAGCGUCGACAAUCUUCGAGCUUCGUUGAUGCGGCCGAAGAAGACGACGAUACCGAGCUGGACAGUUUAGAUAGUCAUCUCGCUGAAUUUCGCUCGGGUCCUAGCUUCUACGAUCCGCCUCAUGCUCAUCCCUUUGCAACACCUGUCGUCCCUGGCCAUAAUGGCCUGGGUAUGUUCCGACUAGAGCAGGAUGGCAUUAACGCUGACCUUCAAGAGCGACUUUACGCAUUCGAACAGUAUAAUCCCCACCGAGUGACGAGACCCCAAAGUUUAGACUUGAAUCAGAUCGAACGAGUAGAUGAGACGACGCGGGAAAUGGACAAAAUGAAGUGGAUAGAAGCGUGGCGCCUAGAACAAAGUCGUUGCCUCUUAGAAGAGAUCCAAAAAGAAACGCGCAGGAGACGACGGUCUGUUGCCAGUGUGUCGGUACCCAACCCCGUAGAAGAAAGGGACGAUGAUGUGGUGACGAUGAGCGGUCUAGACGAUUCACCACGUGGCGCAGUAGACCAGGGCCAAGAAUGGCACGACCACGACGAAAGCGAAGAAGGAACACAUGGAGAAAGUAUCCUGGGACGCAUUACUCGAAAAGUCGUUCGCGACAUUCUGGGAAUUGACGACAAGAUGCUGUCCAUAUUAUUUGGUGAAGAAUUGCCGGAUGAAGAAGACCUUUGCUCAACACCAAAGCUAACGUCCACAUCCGCGUCUCAACAAACAGACGCCAGAGCGGAGGAUGCAGCAGAUUCCGGAUGGAAGCUCAAAAUGCUGGAGCGAGUCGCUAAAGAGCUCGGUCUACUCAUUCACCGGCUCUCUGACCAUCCUGGAGCCUUCUCGACUUUUAGUCGAGUACAACAAAUGUCUAUUCCGUAUGCGGGUCUACCUUCCAUACCGGAGAGUGCAAACGACGCUACAACCAGUGCGAGGACGGAGGAACCUCCCGCGGCCGUACCCGAAUUCCAGCCGACAUUAGCUACAAAAGCUCAGCAACCUAUCGACGUACCUCAAGUCACACAACCGACAAAGUCGGGUCAAGCUAAUACACUGUCGCAAUCGCAAUUAGAAAGUGCCGCACUAGCAUUUACGCAAGAAGAAUGGGAACAGGAAUUAGAUGUAAGACUCGUGUUUCGUUAUCUCAGAUCGCGCUUCACAUCACGAUCCAGCAACAGUGGUGCGAUCUCUAGCAAUUCCGGCGCGGCAUCGUCAAGCAUGCAAGACGUAGCGGCCAAGGUUGCUCGAGUGCGUCAACACCACCCGUUAAUGUCAAGGCCACGCACUGCAGAAAGGCGCAAGUCCAAGACGGCUGUGCCUUCGAGUCCCCUGUUCAAGCAUGCCUCAAGCUGCGCCAGCCAAAGCACACGGAAAUCAGUAAGGAAGAGUAGCGCCUCAUCAUCCCGGCAUUAUUGGGAUAUCGGCGGUUCUGUCGGCACAGGCUCGAUGAUUGCGACGACUGGGCCUAUGGGAAGUUGGGGCGAGGUCUGAAUGUGACCAAAGAGAAAAAAAAAAAAAAAAAA
This is a messenger RNA of Daldinia caldariorum, 2344 nucleotides long. RefSeq lists its product as uncharacterized. Lineage: Eukaryota; Fungi; Ascomycota; Sordariomycetes; Xylariales; Hypoxylaceae. The coding region runs from base 576 to 2312 and encodes 578 amino acids. The record is from RefSeq and is a predicted model, not a curated record. The transcript has a single exon.